CCCAACCGCCUCACUCUUCAUUUCGCUCACUUAGUCUUUCUUUGUGACUAGUCUAUGGGAAGAGGUACGUUUACUUUACUGUUAGACAGUAAACUAAAAUGGGUGUUUUCCGAUUUUUGUCAAGCGAUAUAAAUUAAAUUGAAUUUAAUUUCUAAAUUAAAUCUAAUUGAAUUGCUGGAUUAAGUUUCACAGUUUUACAUUUGCAUUUAUUGUUUCCGAGUGAAGCACGUUGUCUCUGUCAAGUAAGUGACAUUCAAUUUCCUUUUUUGCCCAUUUGGAGACGGUGAUGGUUGGAUGAGGAAUUCAACUGAGUUGUGUAUCCCAGUUGUGUAUUGAGUGAGUGGAUUCAGGAUCCCUGCCACAGCAACUCAGGGACAGCCGCACAUGGUUUGUGGUUAUUUCCUCUCAGCCAUGUGUGCUUACACCUCGUUGGUUGUAAUAGAGGAAACACGUGGUCAUUACAGAAUUGAGAAACUUUUUAAAACAAAAGAAAUGUAGCUUGCAGAUGUACACAAGUGUGAACUAAAAUGCAUGGAGCCUGUCAAAGGAGUCAAAAAACAAUCCAUCAAUCAAUUAUUGUCUGAUCAAUCAAUGUACAUAACGUACAUAACAGAUUCAGUUGUUUAUGAAUUACAAAUCUCUAGGGAGCAGGUGUCCCUCCAAAUAUGUCAAUUGAGUUUUCACACCUUCAACAAACACGUCCCUUUGUGGCAACUCCUCCUUUCACACCUCUUGUACUGUGUUUACUGCAACUGUUUUUGCAAAAAGGUGUAAAAGGUUACGUUGAUGUAACUUUUUAUUUGACUAGCACAGAGGAAAGUGAUGAAUUAAUUAUACACAGCUGAACAACAUAAUAUCAUGCAACAGUAAUGGCCCCCUAACCAAAACAUACAAUACAAGUUCUAGGGGGAACACUUUAAUAUAAUUUGUUCUUGUAAUUUAUGAAAUUUGACAUCUCUUUUUCACUCUUUGUAAGUUCAUAUUUACUGUAGUUGCAGUAUCAUGGCAAAUAAAGAGAAACACAAUGAUAACUGCUAUAUCUGUCUUUGUGUUUGUUAGAGACAAUCCGGCUACCAACACCACAAAUCCCACCAUGCCCCUGAAUUCCAACACCACUCGACUGGACAACGCCACACUGUCCCUGUUCCAGAACCAUCAGGCCAGUGUCGCAAUCUCUAUCGUCUACAUACUUGUCACUAUAGUCAACGUGACAGGAAAUGGCCUAUCCAUGUGGCUCCUCCUCUUCCGCACCUCUCCCAAGACUCCGUCCAUCAUCUUCAUGAUCAACUUGACCCUGACAGACCUGUCAUUGGGGACCACCCUGCCCUUCCAGAUCUUCUAUCAGCUAAAUCAUUAUAACUGGACUCUGAGCCCUGGCCUAUGCAGGUUCCUGACGCUGGGCUUCUUUGCCAACAUGUAUUGUUCCAUCCUGACGAUGACGGCCAUUAGUGUGGACCGCUAUCUUGGCAUUGUUCGGCCCAUGCUUUUCCGCCAGAUCCGAAAGAGGAAAUCAGUGGCUGUGAUAGGCUGCAUCUUCAUGUGGGGCGUGGUUCUGUCAGUUCUGUUCCCACUGAUGAAAACGGACCUGACAUUCUACGUUCCAGAACUGGAUAUCACCACCUGCUUUGAUGUGCUGAAGAAGGACAUGCUCCCAUCCUUAAAGGCCUGGGCAGCUUUCCUCUUCUGCAUUGUGGUUAUCCUGUUCCUUAUCCCGUUCAUCAUCACAUCUUUCUGCUACAUUAGCGUGAUUGGGAAACUGGACCGGAACACCAAAACGGCGCAAAAGGGAAAAGCUAAACGUCUUGCCGUCACUGUCCUCCUGGUCUUCACCCUCUUUUUCGCCCCUAACAACAUUCUUCUACUAGCCCACACAGUUGCCAGGAUCUUCUUUGAUAGUUCCUUCUACAUGGCCUACAAACUUUCUCUGUCUCUCAGCUGUCUCAACAGCUGUGUGGAUCCCUUCAUCUACUACUUUGCAUCUAAGGAGUUCCGUCAGAAGUUGAGACGCAUGUUGAGGUUGAGGAGUCUGAGUAGCGGGGAGACUGGGCGGUCAGAGCCAUACAAGGAGAGCAUGUUGUCAACGCAGUACCCUUCUGGGGAACAGGAAGGAGAGAACAGCAGAGUUUGUUACGUUCAACGUAAAGACCUAACCAGUAGAUGUGAAGAGUGACAGUGAGAGCGAGAGAUGUAAAAUAUUGCAACUCUUGAAUAGGUUAAACUCACCCCUCAAUACCACCACCUGCCCCACCAAAUUGCUAGCUAUUCAUUGGUGUGGCUGGCUAAAUUAUGUUUAUAAAAGGUGGUCAUUGAGUGAAUCAGGGGGACCCUAAUUUGAGACCUGGAGUGGGCAAGUGAGGGACUGACACCAGUUACACAACAUCCCUUGAGGUUGGAGUUUUUGUGAUCAUUUUAUUCAUUUGUAUUUAGUACUGUAUAUUGGCAACAUAUUCAUUAGUGUUUUGAGAAAGAAACAUUGUUAAAUGAUCAAGCAUUUAUUAAUAUAUUAAUAAGCGCCAUGAUCUGAUGAUAUAGUAUUGCUCACUUAUAUUUUAUAAAGCAGAAUUUUGUAUAGGCCAAUUUUGUAAAGGUGUAUGGUUGCAUUAUGUAGUUUGUCAAUAAAAUGCGCGUUAAACUAUCAGAACAGAGAAUGGGAACCUUUGAAGGCUGUUUCACCUUCUUGCUUGAAUUUGGUUUGGUAAGACUGACAAUGGUAAAGGUAUAUGGGAGCAUCUGCCCGUGAAGCAACGCCGUAAUCAUAAUAUAGCCUAUAUCACCCCCCAAUAUUCAAAUCUGGUCAAAAUGUUCCCCCCAAUAUAUUGAUAUAAAAAUAUAAAUGUGCUACGCUACGACAGGCAACCACGCACGCUGUCCGAAAUUACUGCAUUGCCGUGAAGAACAUCUUGAAGAGGAGCACUUUAGAGCAAAUUGUCUAUUUGUCCUAUUCUCACAAAGAGUAAGAAAAAUUGCCGAAAUAUGUAUACAUAUAUUUUUCUUACAUGAUAUAUAAAUAUAUAACGCCGAGACAUCUCUACUGCCGAUCUCUAAAACUCGGUAUCUCACACCAGAAUCAAUACAACAUAAAUUAGAACUAGGCCUGUUUGAUUUGGGGGUAAAUUGUUAGCCUGGUCCUAACCAGACUCUCGUACAUUUCAUUUGUACAUAGUGUGGCCUAUCUCCAUUGACAAGCGUUGA
Hypomesus transpacificus is the source of this 3192-nucleotide messenger RNA. RefSeq names its product P2Y receptor family member 8 (gene p2ry8). Gene Ontology annotation, molecular function: G protein-coupled receptor activity. Gene Ontology annotation, cellular component: membrane. Gene Ontology annotation, biological process: positive regulation of Rho protein signal transduction; phospholipase C-activating G protein-coupled receptor signaling pathway. The record is from RefSeq and is a predicted model, not a curated record. The coding region runs from base 1025 to 2170 and encodes 381 amino acids. NCBI's taxonomy places the organism in Eukaryota, Metazoa, Chordata, Actinopteri, Osmeriformes, Osmeridae. The transcript is spliced from 3 exons.